Manis pentadactyla (Chinese pangolin) is the source of this 2908-nucleotide messenger RNA. It is a transcript of the gene HEATR3, whose product is annotated as HEAT repeat containing 3. Gene Ontology annotation, biological process: ribosomal large subunit biogenesis; protein import into nucleus. The record is from RefSeq and is a predicted model, not a curated record. NCBI's taxonomy places the organism in Eukaryota, Metazoa, Chordata, Mammalia, Pholidota, Manidae. The transcript is spliced from 15 exons. The coding region runs from base 198 to 2240 and encodes 680 amino acids.
UCAGCCUCCGCUCCCGGCUGCGGACGCGCGGCGCGUCUGCGCAUUGCUUCCACAUGUGGACUUGGGCGGUCAGUGCGCCCCGCUGAGCAACGGCACGAAGUCCCUUCAGCGACAAGACCCCGCCACCAAUUUGGUGGCAUCCACUCUCUCUCUGUUGCCCUCCUUUCUCUGUCUUCUCCACCCCAGUGCACAUCGCCAUGGGCAAGAGCCGGACGAAGCGCUUCAAACGACCUCAGUUCUCUCCUACGGGAGACUGUCAGGCCGAGGCGGUGGCUGCGGCGAACGGUACUGAGGGACAAGAGGACGACGGGCCAGCGGCGGAGCUACUGGAAAAGCUCCAGCACCCGAGAGCCGAGGUCCGCGAGUGCGCCUGCGCGGGGCUGGCCCGGCUGAUGCAGCAGCGACCCGUGCUGCCGGGCCUGGCGCGUCGGGACGCAGUGCGCCGCCUCGGGCCGCUGCUGCUGGACCCCAGCCUGGCAGUGAGGGAGACGGCGGCCGGCGCGCUGAGAAAUCUCAGUGCUUGCGGAGGUUUUGAAGUUUGUGAUGACAUGGUGACCAAGGAUAUCAUGACUCCUUUGGUUGCAUUGCUGAAAGAGUGUAGUGCUGGACUGGAUUCAAAUGAGAUGUCUCCACAAGAAAAAAAAGAUCAGAACAGAAAUUAUAUUGAGAACAUAGCCAAUGAGGCUGUGAAUGUGCUGUGGAAUAUAUGUGAAUGCAGUAGUAGAGCAGUGUCUAUAUUCAACAAAGAAGGGUGUUUGGAGAUUGUAUUAAAGUAUUUAAGUAGGUUUUCCACCAAUGUUGACCUGGCUAUUUCAGUAGCCUAUUGUUUGCAGACGGUGACAGAAGAUAACCCAGACCUACUGAAAUCUUUCAGUGCCCCAGCACUGCAUGUGCUGGAAUCAGCAAUGCUGUCUCCUGCCAAUACCAUGGAAUACAUGCUAUUAAAGACACUGGUGGCAGGCACAAUUUGGAAUCUAAAGGACAUUAUUCCAUCCAAGAGUCAAGCAGAAAUCAUAAAUGCCAUACUAAAGAUCUUAUCUGAAGUCUUGGAAAUGGAUGCUGGUGAAACAGUUAUUAAAAUGAAGGAGGCUGAAACUCAAAGGUUAAAAACUGCUGCAGAGACUGAGGAAAUAUUGGACAAUGUGAAUAGGGAUGAUUUGAUUGAAGAUGAUGAAAUGGAAGAAAUUCCUCAUAGAAGAAAAGUCAGAAGGAAAACCUUCAUGUCAGAUUUACUUCCACCCACUGACAAGGAACUGAGAGAGACUGUAGCAUUCCUGACGGCUCAGCAGACUGCUCUGGAAAUUAUCGUCAACAUGUGCUACAGUGAAGAUCCCACUGAUGAUGAGUGGGAAGAGCUAUCUAGCAGUGAUGAAAGUGAUGCAUUUAUGGAGAAUUCCUUCAAUGAAUGCAGUGGGCAGCUGCUAUCUCCCCUCUGCCUUUCCCAUGAGAUUCACACUGCUCUCACCAACUACCUCAUCCCAAAGAAGAUUUUUGAGAAAACUGCCUUUCCAAACAUCACUGCAGUUGACAUAUGUUCUAGGACCCCCACUUGGAAGCCUUUGAUUAGAAAAAUGAACACUAUACAAUGUAGAGCUCUCGUGUGUCUCCAGAGUCUUGUAUCUCUCCUGGAUAUGGACCAUCUGGGAGGAUCUACAGCCCUUCAGACACUAGCACAGCAUCUCUCACAGCUGCUCUUUUCUCAGCCAGAUUUUGCUAAGCAUGUUGACUUUCUGGAAGCCAUAAGUAGUGCCUUGAGGGCCCUUUUGCAGACAAUGGCCUCCAAAAACAUAUCUCAGUGCAUGACUCCUGAUCAGCUGAUGACACUGUGUAAAGCAGGCAUUCAUAGUAGUAAUAUCAGUGUUAGAGUAAAUGUUGUUAGUAUUUUAGGAAUUACUGGAAGUGUCCUAAGCAAAGAAGAAGGUACAUUUGAAACUCUUAAGACCAUUGGAUGCUUUCUCCUUGAGGUUGCCACCAAAGAUCCCUCGCUUGUAGUAGCAGGAGAAGCUUUGGAUGCCCUCUUUGUUGUUUUUGCAGAUGGUAAAGAAGCUGAAAGGGCCUCAGUUCAAAUUAAAUUGUUAUCUGCUCUAAAAGAAUUCCAGCCAGUCUUCAAAACGAAGAUACGAAAGGAAGGGAAAAGUAAAUACACAUCAGAUCAGCUGUGUGUUCUCGAUAAUGUGAAGAUGAAUUUGAGAAGGUUUGUCGCUUACCAAGAAACCAUUGAGAAAAAAUUGACUUCUUGAACCACUGAAGAGACGGAUUCCUGCCCCAGUGUUCAAUGCUGAAGCUUACUGAAGGGCCUACUUGGAAUAUAUGUGUCUCUGAAAGUUAUUUUUUAAUGCCUGUAUUCUGUACAUUAAUUUGAAGUUCAUAAAAACUUGAAAACCUGUCAGAAAUACCUUUUUAAGAAGUUAAAGAACUGGGAUCUGUGUGAUAUUUCUGGUGCUUUCUAAAUUAUGUUUGCAGCAUGUUUUAAUCUCUAGAAACAGGAAGAGUGGAAACACAAAGGAAUCUCAGGUGAAUUCUUCAUGAACAAUGCAGAAAUUUCCAAACAAUCAUGUUUUCCUUGAAUUUUGCAAAAAUGGAAAAUCCAAAACAUUGCUUGGAUUCUUUUAAUAAGCCAGUAUCAUUUUAUAUCAGCUGCAUCUUUAAGUAAAAUAUGAAGACAAACUUUAUACAAUUGUUUGGUUUCAAGUAUACCCAUUAUGUUUAACUUUUGUGAAGAAGUAAAUGACUUGAACUUGUAUUCCUCUAUUUAGUAGAAUAUACUAAUGAGAUAAUGAGGUCACUGUCAUCCUCUAUAUAAAUGGAUCUGAUCAGUUGCUGCUUUGUAACAUCACUCCUUGUUUAAUUUGAUAUGGAAUCAGAACUGGGAGAAAGUAUUUUUUAAUAAAUAACUUUUUAGUUGAAA